AUGGCGGCGUCAGUGGUAGCAACAGCGGACACCGCAGGAGCUGCGGGUGCCACACCCGCGAGCAGAUCAUCGGAGGCCCCCGAGGCCGCCGGCAGGAUGGGGAGUGUCGGGGACGAACCAGCGAGGGCCGUGGGUGGCGCCAUCAUCGCGGCGGUGGAGGCCGCCACCGUCGACGUCGCGGGAGAUGGCUGGAUCGGAGCCGAGAACAUCGAGCCAACGGUGGUGGUGCCGAAGAAUUGGGGCCGCGGCGACGCACUGGCAUGGGCGGGGAGAUUGAGAAGGGCGGGGAGGGCCCCGGAGCUGGCGGAACCGGAGGCGGAAGCGGUCAUGGUAGCUGCGGCGACGGCGGCCCUAGGCCCGCGACCCUGUCUUCUAUCUUAUCCCUUUUCCAGCACGGCGGGGCGGUGGUGGGCUCGCGGGAGACGGCGCUCGGGGAGGCGGCGGCGCGCUCGGGCGCCGCAUCAGGCGGCGGAAGCGAGGUGGGGAGGCGGCGCUGCGCUCCAAGGAUGCAACAGCGAGGCGUGGAGGCGGCGGUGCCCUCGGGCGCCGCAUCAGGCGGCGACAUCGAGGCGGGGAGGCGGCGCUGUGCUCCGAGGAUGCAGCAGCGAGGCGUCGAGGAGGCGCUGUGCUCGGGUGCCGCAUCAGGCGGCGGCAGCGAGGCAGGAGGCGCACGGGGAGAUGAAGGAGGAGAAAAUGGAGAGCCGGCCGGGGCACGGACCACAGCGGCGCAAGCUUGCAGGGGGCGAGAGAUCGAGGAAGAGGCGGGAGUCGGGUCAAUCGAUCUGUCGCACGACGGAUGCUGCACUCCCUUUUCCAUCUAGCAACGGGCCGCAGAGGGAGGUGGAAGAGGAGCCACAACCUACGAGCAGGAUGCUGCCGCCUAAUACGCAUCUGACCAUGAGCUGGAGGAUAAGGUUGGAGAUUUGGUAUCGGAUGCUGCUCCAAGAACGAGGGGCCAAGGUGCUGAACUAACAGCAGGGGGAGGAUGAUUCUUCAGGUAACAACAUAGUCCGUCGACUAGAGAAUUAAGUUAACUGUUUGCUUUGCUUGAAGCUCCAAAUUGUAGUUAUUUUAUUCGUUCACUGAUUUGGUAUAAUCUUAAUCUAGGAGGAUUAUCACUGUAUGAUAUGAGAUACUGAUGUUUAGCAAUGAUAAAAGUCUGACGUUGAAUGGUUCUUUUCGGAAGUACAGUUGUAAGAUAUAUGAUUCUAGCUUCGACUUUAACUGGACAGUACUAAUUGGACAUAUAAUUGAUGAUUUAUGCACAACAAGAUAUUCUGUUGCUUUUAGUUCUUCAAUCAGAU
Molecule: messenger RNA, 1304 nt
Organism: Triticum aestivum (bread wheat)
Lineage: Eukaryota; Viridiplantae; Streptophyta; Magnoliopsida; Poales; Poaceae
Exons: 3
Coding region: 1-972 (323 amino acids)
Source: RefSeq, a predicted model, not a curated record